GUGAAUACUGUUCAUUAUGAAAUCGGCUGUCAGAUCCAGCAAAAGGAAGAGAGAGUCAGUUGAAAUGGAUAAAACUAAAAGCAAAACAAAACGAUUUAAAGAUGAAGUCAUUGAAGAUUUAGAAUUACCAGCCGUUAGCAAAUCAAUAGAGUUUGACCCAAGUCCAAGAAAAGAUGAGAUACAAGUCAAGAAUGAAAAUAUAAAACCAGAUAGUUUGGAUGAGGACAGCAAUGAUGAGGAAGAAGAUGAAGACUAUGAACUGGUCCGACAGAGAAAUAUUGAAGCCAAUAAUAAAUUUCUAUCACAGAUUGGAAUGUUUGAGGCAAAACAACAACUUAGUUCUGCUGUUAAACCUAAGAAAGAAUCUUCACAAAGAGGAAUAAAGAAACCGAAGAAGAUUCGAGAACCAAUAGUGAUAAGAAAGAGUAGAAGAUUAGCUAGAAUAGAUCCAGAAGGCAACCAUCUUCCUGAUCCUGUUGUCUUAGAAUAUAACAAACCAAUAAUGCCUCCCGUAUGUCCUGUUGAUAUGUCUGCUAUUUUAUUGAAUGAUGAUGAUCAGGACUACCAUAAGAAAGUGUCUAGUAUAUUCACAUCUACAAAAAUUCCUGAACAAAAACCGUUAUCAUCUGCUUUACAAAGUUAUUUAAAAGAAAUCAACAACUUAAAACUGGAAGAAACGGGAAUAGCGAAAGUGGUGCCCACUAGAGUGUUUUCACUGGCAAUACAUCCCAUGGUAGAUAAACUAUUAAUAGCUGCUGGUGGCAAGUGGGGUGGUGUGGGAUUAUGGGAUGUUGAUUCUACUGACAACCAAGAUGGCGUAGUGGCUUAUAAACCAUAUGUGAGUCCUGUAAACUGGGUCUCUUUUCAUCAAGAUUACCCAGCCCACAUUUACACAACUUCCUAUGAUGGUUCAUGUAGAUAUGCUGAUUUUGAAACAGGGAAGUUUUUAGAGAUAUAUGCUGUACCUAGUGAUGAGAAUAUAUUAUUACGCAAUGCUGAUUUUCUAACAUCAGAGACAUUACUGAUAUCACAGAGUGAUGGUUGUGUAGCAUUAGUAGAUAGACGAACACCAAGCACUACAGCAGAGAAUAUAUAUGAAGUUCAUGAAAGACCUUUACGUACCCUCAAUAUACAUCCAGAUAAACAGUAUUUCUGUACAGCUAGUCUAGACGCAACUGUAAAAGUUUGGGAUAUACGUCAAAUGAAAGUAAAGAAGAAUACCUGUAUAAGUGAAGGGAAACACAGUCGUGUAGUAAACAGUGCUAACUUCUCACCUAUUACUGGCAAACAUUGUGUAUCAUUAUCAGAUGAUAAUACUAUUCAUAUUUAUGAUGUAGAUGCUAAUAAACAAUUAAAACUAAAGAAAUCCAUUAGACAUAACAAUCAUACAGGAAGAUGGUUAACUAAGUUACGUUGUAUUUGGCAUCCUAGGAGAGAAGAUUUAUUUAUAUCUGGUAGUAUGGAACGACCUAGACGGAUUGAGAUGUUUUCUGAUGAAGGAACACUGGUCAAGACGUUUUCUAAUGAAGAUUAUUUAGGUUCUGUGUGUUCAAUCAAUGCUUUUCAUCCCUCCUUGAAUAUACUAGCUGGUGCUAACUCUAGUGGACGUGUUCAUGUGUUUAGAUGA
Lottia gigantea (owl limpet) is the source of this 1627-nucleotide messenger RNA. RefSeq lists its product as hypothetical. The transcript has 14 exons. The record is from RefSeq and is a predicted model, not a curated record. Gene Ontology annotation, biological process: regulation of DNA damage checkpoint. Gene Ontology annotation, cellular component: nucleus. NCBI's taxonomy places the organism in Eukaryota, Metazoa, Mollusca, Gastropoda, Lottiidae. The coding region runs from base 17 to 1627 and encodes 536 amino acids. Gene Ontology annotation, molecular function: DNA binding; protein binding.